Messenger RNA from Bactrocera oleae (olive fruit fly), 3153 nucleotides. RefSeq lists its product as uncharacterized. Lineage: Eukaryota; Metazoa; Arthropoda; Insecta; Diptera; Tephritidae. The record is from RefSeq and is a predicted model, not a curated record.
AGUCCGCAGGGAACAACGGAAUUUCGUUUAGUUGACGGUUGCCAUCAUACCACGCAGGACGAUACCAACGAAAUACUACAGGCCAACAAGCGGCGCGUGACUCCGAACUACGAGUAUUUUGCGCAAAGUCAAAGGUUAUAAUUGAAAUCGAGUGGCAAAAUCGGUGAAUUGAAAAAAUCACAGGCCAAACUAUAAACAAAAUGAGUUCACGCAGUAAAUUGUGGCGCGGCAAACGCUGCAGGUGGCUGCUAAUCGGAAUUUCUUGCACACUAAUACCACUGCUCACACGCAAUGCGGCGGCAAUAACGGUAACGUCAGCAAACGGUGGCACCGCGGCCAACGCAGCAACUAAUUAUGUGCAAAAUCGUAACUAUGAGGAUGCAGCGGCGGCGACAGCGGCUGUAGUGACGGCGGCAAUGAACGCAGCCGCAUUGCCAAUGGCGAAAACAACAACAAAUGAUUACGCAAAACAAUUGCCGCACUAUUAUGCAGCGCUAACAACCGAUUUAGACAAUGCGAAUUCAGCUGCCGCGGAGCCGAUUUAUCGAAAUUAUUUUGAAAACACCGACACCGGUAGCGGUGAUAAAAUCGAUGCGGCAACGGUGAUUUUACGCGACCACAUGGCACAAUGGCAUUUGCCAGCUGCCAGCGGCCAGCCAACAGAUGAGUCAGCAAUGACAGGAGCUGGAUUUGUGCCUACAACAAUGACUGCUGCCGGGCAACAUUAUGCUAAAAGUACGAGCGCCGAUGCCGCAGCGGCGGUGGUGGGGCACGCGCAUGCAGGUGUUGACUUUUCAACAAAUAGUGCGCGCGCUGCAAGCAAUGCGGCGCGCAGUGUGGAUAGCAAUAGCGCAGGUGCUACCUACGCAUAUGAGUAUGCGACGCCCAAAGGCAAAAUUGAUUACGAAUUCAAUGAAGCUAAUUUCCAGAGUGCCAGUAACGGUGACAAUAACGGCAGUGGUAAUGGUUAUAGUGCAGAUCAAUUGGCUGUAACAGUAGCUAAGGGCGGUGCGAAUAUGGGCGCGGUUGAUGCGUAUGGCAUUUACAAAUAUGACAUGAGCGAAUAUGCGCAGCACUUGCAACGUGCGCUGACGACGACCAAUAUGGGCAACAAAGAGGCGCAUUAUGCGGCGGCAGUUGAUUCCGAAAGUGCCAAUCAGAGCGUUGGUGUUGGCGAUGGCGGCGGCGGCGGUACAUAUUUCGAGAAUCAUUUGCCGAGUUAUGAAAAUUAUUUUAUGCCCACUUACCAGAUUGGACAAUUUUCCAAUUACCAUAGUCAACAGGCGGAGCAGGAGCUGAAGCGGCGGACACGGGGAGAAGAGCAGGCGCGACAAAAUGAACAGCCAUCAAAAACGGAUGGACCGCGGCAGGAGGAGGCGCGAAUACAAUUACGGCCAUUGACGCUACUCGACAACGCUGAUGACAACAAUGCGAUGUUGCAGCAAUUUAAAAAAGGCGCGAAUAUCGAAAAUUAUGCAAAUGACAGACAGAAAUUGCAUUACUUUGCCAAACAACCGCAACUGGAGCAGCAGCAGCAGCCGCAGCAACAGCAACAAGAACGACAAGAGCACGCGCAACAGCAAUAUCAAGAACAGCAGCGCUUGCAGGAGCACUACCAACAGCAAGUACAAAAGCAAACGAAACAACAGCAACAAAAACUAUUCCAACAACAACAACAAUUGCAGCUGUCACAUCAGCCACGCAAAUUCCCCGAGCUGAUGCAUUUUUCCCUGCAUCAGCACUUGCCACGUCAACGACAACGACUUGCAACAGCGCUUUCGAAAGUAGCGCGGCCGCACAACCCAGUCGCGCUAUCCACUCGUCGUCGCCGUCAGCAAAGGCGUGAUGCCACGUCGCUGCAGGUGAUUGGCAACGCUGGCAGGCAGAGCUCGCUGCCAGCACUGAAGCAAACGCAUGUGACUGCUGACGGUAGCUCGAAAGCCAACAGCAACGUCAAUACAAAUGACGACACACUCACGUUGCACAGUCGUUUGGGUAAUGACAAAAGAAGCAUCAGCGAAAACUUUGUGGAUAUCACCAGCAAACCCACACAAUAUUCCUAUGCGCACGUCUACCCAACGCAUGUGUCACAGCUCAUCGAUGACAGCGCAAAUGAAAUUGAUGACACGCCUAACAAUAUCGACGACAUUGCCAACAGCGACAAGGAGAACGAAGAGGAGACCAACCGCCGUGACCAACAGCAACAUUACCUCGCAGCCAUCAGCCAUCCACAAGUCAAGGCAUACCAUCAACAUAACGGUGCUUUAGUGCAACAAUAUACUUUGCCACCCAUCACAACUUCGGAACGGCAUACGCCAGCUAGCAUUGCUGCGCUUGCCGGCAUACCACUCGCACGUCACGUGGAGGUGACCAAGCAUAUUCCCACCAUCGAUUAUGAACGCGUUCACGUGCCGUACAAUCAAAGCGUUCCCAUACACAUACCACAGCCCAUCAUCACAGCCGUACCACGUCCCUACGCCAUACGCGUGCCCGUUGCGAAAACUGUUGCCGUGCCGAAGGUGCAGGAGGUGCGCAUACCCAUAGAGAAGGUUACACCGUUUCCUGUGGAGCGUCCCGUGCCUUUCAUUGUGGAACGUCGUGUUCCUUAUAUGGUUGAAAAGCAAGUAGCAAAGCCAGUUUACUAUCCUUAUCCUGUUAAGGUACCCAUAGUAAGGACCAUCGUACACAAAAUGGCGCGCCGACCUCACAGCUAUACGACAUAUUAGCCACAUCCUAUCUCAUAUCCGAUCUCCUUGGGUCAAUACCAUUAGCAAUAACAUUUGGAGUCACACUCCCUGCCCCACGCUCAUUAUGCACAUUCGGAACACUUGGGUUAAGCAAGUUUAAUGGCAUCCAAUAUUCUUAGUGAGCUUUAAUUCAUCACUUCAGAAGCAACAUUGUGCUUUCGUUAACUUAAAAGCACUCGCGUUGUAAUUUUCAAAUGGUUUAUUAAUUAUUACUUUUUUUAUAUAUACAUUCUCACACUAUAUAAGUAUUAUAUAAAUCUCAAAAGAGCUAAUUUUCUAUAAUUUUUAAGUACUUAAGCAAUUAUCUGCAAAAUCCAUAUAGACUUACCUUUAGAGCUUCGUAAACGUAUUAACCUCGAUAUAUGAUAUAAGUAUAAGUAUAAAUAUUAAUAAAAUAAACCCUAAA